This is a messenger RNA of Manduca sexta (tobacco hornworm), 3052 nucleotides long. Its product is annotated as protein FAN-like. The transcript has 14 exons. The record is from RefSeq and is a predicted model, not a curated record. Gene Ontology annotation, molecular function: protein binding. Lineage: Eukaryota; Metazoa; Arthropoda; Insecta; Lepidoptera; Sphingidae. Bases 443 to 3052 code for a protein of 869 amino acids.
CAGUUUUUGCUGUCUGCACUUUGCAAAUCUGUGAUUACUGUGUUUAUUCUUUCCAGCUGCACCGUUUGUGAAACAGAAUGAACCAAAACAAAAGUUCUUAUUCAAAGAUGAUGUCAGUGACAAAUUGUUAUUGUUUGUGAUACCUACCGAAGCGAUGUCGUCUUUUUUUUAAAUAAUUCUAGAAAUUAUAAAAAAGCGCCAUCUGUUGUCAAAAAUCUAUAUUAUUCUGAGCAGCGUUCACCAGCCAGGGCAGGUACAGUGAAAAUUCAAUUCCAGGCUCAAGCAGAGUAAUGUGGUAACUAACUGUACCGUUUGUGAAACGGAACGAACCAAAACAAAAGGUGAAAGUUCUUAUUUAGAUGCCGGAUUUUGCUUGACCGGUUAAGCUUAGCGGUGUAACACAAAAGAUACUACUAUACAUUUUUUCGUCGGAGCAUGCAAAAUGGACAAAUCAAGGUUUUCGAUGCUGUUACUAGAGCCCGGCGAAGUUUAUUUCGAAGAUUUCUCAUGUAGUAUGCAUUAUAAUGAAUGCUUAGAAGUGGGGAACCCUACACAUGGUCGACUGAAACUGUGCUCUAAAUCUAUUGUUUUUGAACCCAAGGACAUGCGACCUCCACUCAUAAAGUUACAAUUCAAGGAUUGUAUUGAUCUGACAGUGUUACACUUGAAUGGCAAGAACAACACUAUUAAAGUACGCACAAAACAAUACGCGGAAAUGCUCGAAGAGAACAUUCUGGCACCAUACAAAUUUGUGUAUGAAGAAAAAGAUUUUUACAUCUUUUUUGAUUUUGCUUCGGCUGAAGAGUGUUUGAGUCAAAUGCAGCAGCUGCAGAGAGCCUCAACUCUACAUGCGCCUGAGCAUAACAGCAUGGUGGCCACUAUUCUUCAUUCAAGAUACAUGAGAAUGGAGUUUGAUCCUGUCAUGAUGGAUGAUUUUACUGAGGAGAUAGUGUGUGAACUACAAGCUGAAAAAAUAUCACCCCUUGUCAGACAUCAGGGUAAACUGGCUCUCACUCCAACUACUAUCUAUUUUCAACCUUUUAGUAAUGUAGAAAGCAGUCCAAUUUUGAAGUUGAAACUGAAAUAUUUAAGGAGGAUUUACAAAAGAAGAUUUUUGCUAAGGCAAGUUGGUCUUGAAAUCUACAGUGCGGAAGAAAGCUCAGUGCCUCACAUGUACCUGACAUUUCAGCGUGAAUAUGACAGGGACAAAGUGUACAAUAUGUUGGAGAACUCUCCGGUUGUAAAUCUCGAAAGUGUUCAUGCUGAAGAGAUGACACUCCAGUGGCAGAAUGGUGUUGUGUCCAAUUACGAUUACCUGAUGUAUCUCAAUUGUCUCGGGGACAGAAGUAAAAACGACCUGACGCAGUAUCCCGUCUUUCCAUGGGUUGUAGCUGAUUACACAUCAGAAACUUUAGAUCUGAAUAAAUCUGAAACAUUCCGGGAUCUCUCAAAGCCGAUGGGAGCUCUCAACCCUGACAGGUUGGAGAAAUUAAUGGAAAGGUUCUAUGAAAUGAGUGAUCCGAGGUUUCUUUACGGAUCGCAUUAUUCCGCCCCGGGACUUGUUUUAUUUUAUUUAGUAAGAAAGUAUCCACAGUACAUGUUAUGUUUACAAAACGGAAGGUUCGACCAUCCAGACAGGAUGUUUAACUCCGUUAAAGAUGUUUAUAAUAACUGUUUGCGGAACAUGUCGGAUUUUAAAGAGUUAGUACCUGAAUUCUACGACACAGAGGCUAAAGGCGACUUCCUAAUAAAUAAAUACGAUAUAGACUUCGGUUACCGGUACGACGGUUCGAAGGUGGAUAACGUGGCCCUCCCGCCUUGGGCAUCUUCGCCUGAAGAUUUCGUCAACAAGCUCAGGGAGGCGUUGGAAUCAGAAUACGUAUCAAGACAUUUGCAUUUAUGGAUCGAUCUCAUAUUUGGUUAUAAGCAAAGAGGCGAGGAGGCUGUUAAAGCAAAUAAUGUUUUCCACCACGUGUGCUACGAAGGUGCAGUCAACCUCGAGUGCAUUUACGACAUGAACGACCGGCACGCUUUGGAAGUACAAAUUAUGGAGUUCGGCCAAGUGCCGAAGCAACUGUUCACCAAACCGCACGUGAAAAAAAUCUCGCAUCGUGUCGCAAGGCCAUUAUCACAAGAUACCAACGGAUGGACCUACAGUAUGGAGAAUGUAGAUGUGAUACGGCUUCAUAAGGAAGCUGUUACGUGUGUUGUACGUCAAGGGGAUAGAAUAGUGUCGGUGGGACGCGACGGGACUCUAAAAGUGUAUGAUACAGUGCAAAGGAAGCAGAUUAGGAGUGUUGUGUUAUCGUCUACCCCUUUGAGUUCGUGCGUGAUGAUAGAUGAUAACACUGUCGCUGUAGGAUCGUGGGAUAAUGAAAUAUAUUUAUACGAUAUGGAAUAUGGUAGAGUUGUAAUGAAUUUUCGAGCGCACGACGAUUCCGUUAGCUGCUUGUUGUGGUUACAAAAAGAACAGUUGUUGUUCUCGGGCGGAUCGGACGGCGUGGUCCGCGCUUGGGGCGAGGUCGGGAGGACCGGACGAGUCCUGCGCGGACUCGAGGCAGAGUUUGAUCAUGACGGCAAAAUCACAUGCAUCGCGUACAGACGCCGUCGGCACGAGCUGGAUAUCAUAACAGGCACUAGUGACGGGGAAGUGUUUAUAUGGAACUAUACAACUAAGGAACUAGUGAAUAAGCUGUCCAUCUAUCCGUCCGGGGUUACAGGAGUGUGUUUCGUACUAUCUGCAGAGAGAAUUGUGACGUCCAGUGAGGAGGGAGAUAUAACCGUAACUGAUCUCAGUGUGAUGCAUUCGGUGUACCACAAGCGGCUGCCGUGCGCGGCGCGGUCGCUGUGCGGGGACGGGCGCGCGGCGCUGUGGGUGGGCGGCGCGGGCGCGCUGCGGCUCUGGAACAUGCUCGCCGUCACGCAGGACAGCGAACUACACGUACACGAUGAGGCAAUAAACAGCAUUUACUUCGACGCGAGUUCAAAUACCUUAGUAACAGCGAGCGACGAUAAAACAAUAAAAAUAUGGAAGCUAACUAAGUGUUCCUGA